This is a messenger RNA of Stylonychia lemnae, 1686 nucleotides long. Lineage: Eukaryota; Ciliophora; Spirotrichea; Sporadotrichida; Oxytrichidae. The record is from the annotation of a GenBank genome assembly.
AUGAAACAGAUCAAAAUAGAGGCAAGAGAUUUUCCUUAAUUAAAGGACAAGAUAAUUGAAAUAUGUAAUUAAACUGAGAAAGAAGUUGAAGAGAUAGAGAGUUCAAACAAGCCAAUGAACUAAAAAGAAAAAGAAGUGGCAGAUUUGAGUUUCAAGCUAAUCUAGGAAGUUUAACAAGAAUUUUAUAAUUUAGUAAAGAGUUCAGAGGAACUUUUUAUGAUUAUUUAAAAGAUUGGGAAUUUGAGUGGAAGCAAAAGCGAAAUUCCAUCUGAUAUGAUUUUUAAUGUAUCAAAAUCUCCCAUAGAACGUAAUGGGUAAAAUAAUGGUAUUCCUAGAUAGUCCAAAAGUCAAAAUAACUAUAAUUAUCAAAGAAACAUAUCUUAUGAGUUCCUAUUGACAGAUAAAUAGAAUGGAAUAAAUUCAUAAUACAAUGAAAGUGAAGAACUCAAAGAUCAUGAUGGAUUAGAUAGCGAUUCUGAGGAAUCUAAAAAAGGUGAUAAUCAUUAAGAUUAAAGAACUGAUACCUCCUUGAAAAAAAAGUUUGAUAUGAUAAGUGAAAAUGCAGGAAUAUUGGGUAAUAAAGAAUUUACAUUGGGAGAAGCAGGACUUAUAAAUUAGAAAUAGAUAUUUUAGACACAGAAUAAAAAUGGAAAUAAGUUUAGCUAAUAAAAGUAUUAAACAAUUGUCUGCUAUAAUGAAUAUGAUAAUAAGAUUAUUGUGGGAUAAAACUAUCCUAUGACAUUACUUCUUGACUCAGAGAUGAAAGAUACAUUGCCUUUAAAAUUUGGUUCAGAGCUAAUAUCUAUAUAUCAAAUUAAUGGACUAUUCUUCUUAGGGAUGGAUGAUAAGAAAAUCAUUAUUUUUGAAAAAGAUUAAUACAAUGAGGAAAUGAGUAUUGAUACACAAGAGUGUGUGUAGAAAUUUGUUUACUACAAGCAUGAGGAUCCGAAUUUGAAUUUACCUAAAGAAUAUUUAAUCCUAUUAGAAAAGGAUGGCUAUAUCUAAUUCUUUAGUUUCUAAAAUCUAAAGAUAGUAUUAACUCAUCAGCACCCGAGCUUAAUUAGUAUAUAGGAUGGAUUAUAAGUUGCUAAUAAAAACUAAUUAUGUUUGGCGUUUGCGAAACGUGUUGAUAAUAGCUAUAUAGAUGGACUAUUAUUAUUCAUAGAUGUAGAAAUAAAAUAAGCAACUCACAAAUAAACAUAGCUCAAUAUUAAUCCUUCUAAAGUAGCAAACUUAGUUGAUAUUCAGAUAUAUUAUAAAGAACAAUUUUUUGCUAAAAAGGCAGUAUUUAAUGUCCAACAAAUAUCAAAUAAUCUAUUUAUAGUCUGCAUUAUUAAUGAAAAUUUCAAAGUGAUAGAUAGAUCCAAGCUAAAGGAAAUUAAAGAUAUACCAAAUCCUUCAGGGAGUAUAAACUACAAUUCGUUAAUUAAGAUCGAUGGUUUCAGUGAUGAAAAGCCAUAUUUGAUUUACUAGGAUUCUCGUUCUAUUGGAGUGAUCAACUGUUAAAAAUUGACUGCUAAAUCAAUCAUAAGUGAUUUAAAUUAUGGUAGAUGUGGUAAUAUUUACAGUCUGGAUUAAUACACAAACAGUGAUGGUAAACAUUACAUAAUAAAUCUUAGGUUUGAUAGAGAAUCUAAUGUAAGAGAUAUCAGAAGGUAUUAAUUACUCAAAUCUAAGUUCCCUUGA